This is a messenger RNA of Alternaria postmessia, 2295 nucleotides long. RefSeq lists its product as uncharacterized. Gene Ontology annotation, biological process: lipid metabolic process. The record is from RefSeq and is a predicted model, not a curated record. NCBI's taxonomy places the organism in Eukaryota, Fungi, Ascomycota, Dothideomycetes, Pleosporales, Pleosporaceae. Gene Ontology annotation, molecular function: phosphoric diester hydrolase activity. The transcript has 3 exons. The coding region runs from base 1 to 2295 and encodes 764 amino acids.
AUGGUCUUCGAGACUCAUAAACCCAACGCCUCCUCUGGGAUACGUCUCUGCCAUACCUCUUGCAACCUGCUCGACGUGGGCACCCUCGAAUCAUACCUCGCAACGGUCAGAGGCUGGCUCGCUGAACACCCAUACGAAGUCAUCGCUAUCAUGAUGGGCAACAACAACGGAGAUGACACCAAGAUACCGGCGACGGACUACGUUGCGCCAUUCCAAGAUUCAGGAAUGAUGGAAUACCUAUGGACCCCACCCUCAGCUACUAUGAACCUGACCGAUUGGCCUACACUAGCUGAGAUGAUUAUCAAAAACAAGCGCGUGGUAGUGAUGCUAGACUACAAUGCAGACCAGAGCCAAGUUCCAUGGCUCCUCAACGAAUGGAACUACCAAUGGCAAACGCCGUUCUCUCCUACAAAUCCCGCCUUCCCAUGCACCGAGCAGCGACCUCCCAACCAAGCUGAAGAUGUCUCACGCAACCGCAUGUACUUGAUGAACCACAACCUCAACAUCGAAGUCAGUCUCCCUGGCGUCAGCAGCAUUCUCAUACCAGCGUACUCGCUCCUCGACCAAGUCAACGCUGUCUCUGGCAAUGGCAGUGUUGGGCUCAAUGUGCAGAAUUGCGAGAAGAUGUGGGACAGGCCGCCGAACUGGAUACUCGUUGAUUAUUACAAUUUUGGCAAUUUUAAUGGGAGUGUCUUUCAAGUUGCGGCCACAGCGAACAACGUUACAUACAACGACCAGUCGUGUUGUGGUACUGAAGAUACUAGUGCCGCACAUGCCCUUAGGAGUCAAGGAUUCUUUGUGGCUUCGGUGCUUGUUGGGCGGCCACCUAAAACUCAUACUCGCUCAAAGACGCCAUCGCUAAGACCGCCCAACAUGCCCUACCUUAGGACUCGCAUCCGUAAGCUCCAUCGCGAAGCAGAAAAAGACAAGGAAGAAGGCGAAUCGAUCAACCGAUACAACACGGUACGGCUAUCCCCACCUCCUGACGACAAACUCAUAACGCUCGAUUCGGUGCCACGCAACUACAAGUACAAGUUUGAACCGCUGCCGCGCCAAGACGAUCCAGUCAUCAGAGAAAUCCUGGGCCUCAUCCGCAGCCUAAAUGGUCAAAACAUCGAGGUUGCAAAUAUGCGCUUCCGAGUAUCGCCGACCGACGAGUCCUUGCCAUUCUGGUUGGCUUUGCCUGAUUAUACCACCUACUGCAGCAAGCUGUAUACCUUCAUAGAUGACUAUCACGAAUUUCCACUUACUGGCUGGGUGACCUUCUCUCCUGGACUACCUGGCCCAAAUGCAGACAAUCUCUGCCUAAAGAUAGGUACAAAGUGGGUUUUGCUGAAAGACUGGUUGCUGUCUAGCUACAAGUCUGUCAAAAGGUUAUCUGAUGGAAGUGGUCUAGUUGGCGAGAAAGGCUACAGGGCGCAGCGCAAAUGGUGGAAGCUCAACGGGAAGUACUUCCGUCUUUUCGACCUUCCUGCCGAGGUUCGCAUGACGGUCUUCGAAUUCGCCCUUGGUCCUCGAAUUUACCCCUUGGUUGAACUCAACAAUUAUUCAGUUCGUCUCGGCAUCGGCUUCCCUAACUGGCUCGAUAGCAGCCUUAUGCAGCGACGCACUUUUCUUCAAUUGUCCAUGGGUGACUUCCAGAGAGUAACAGGCUGCUCCGCUCACGAGCCUAAUAUCGCACUGCUGUCUGUCAGCAGGCAAACUCACAGCGAGGCACUCCAGGCUGGCUGGGAGAACACUCGAAAGUGCUUCUUCUCACUCAUACAUUUCGAUUCUAUCUUCGAUGCGCGCACUAAACCGAAGUACAACUGGCUCAAUCACAUUAUUCUUGACUUUAACAUGAGCGAUUGGUUCGACUUGCUUAAUCUCAAAGACAUGCUUGGUCGAGAACCGAGGACCCACUUACACAAGAGCAGCUCCAAGUCUUCCAUUACGCUUCUCUCAACACUAGACAAACUAUCAACACUACAACUUUGGUUCAGGAGCCCAGAUGAUGGCGACUCCUGGUAUCCUCAUGGUAUAAAAACAAUCGCACACAAAGUUAACAACACGUUGGAUGACAGCGAUGGCAGGAUGAUUUGCUGCCAACGUACCAUGGUAGACUUGAUCAUGACCUUCGCCUGGCCUUUUGUCAAGGACCUACGCGCAAAAGUAACUGUAGGCGGGAUUCUAAAGGAAGACAGAAAGAAGAAAUGGAAUGAACGCCUUGCUUUGUCUGCAGAAGACAAGCUUCACGUCAUCGAUCAGGAGGCCGCGGAGCAGGCUAUCUUCAACACACCUCUCGCUAACAUGUAA